Suillus plorans is the source of this 939-nucleotide messenger RNA. RefSeq lists its product as uncharacterized. NCBI's taxonomy places the organism in Eukaryota, Fungi, Basidiomycota, Agaricomycetes, Boletales, Suillaceae. Bases 1 to 939 code for a protein of 312 amino acids. The transcript is spliced from 13 exons. The record is from RefSeq and is a predicted model, not a curated record.
AUGGCCAUGGUCUCAAAUGAUCCCACUUGGUGGCUGACCAUCAAUGCAUAUCGUUUUUCCAGCUAUUUCAUAGUUGCUGCAUUUGUUGGAGUGACAUAUGAUUGGGCACUUACAUUCGGGCAAGAGGUCGAGUUGGUCUGGAGGCAACGUUGGUCCCUAAUGACGGUUCUGUAUCUCGGUGUGCGCUACCUUGGAAUCUUAUAUGCUGCCCUGAGCAUGCUGACGGGUGUUCCGACCAUCUCGCUGACGGAUACAGUGAGCUGGAUCGUGUACGUCAUGUGGAAUUGGACUGGCGGUCUAGUAUUUGUGAUGCUAUGGGUCAUCAUCAUCACUCGGUUGCAUGCCAUGUAUCAGCGGUCCAGAAAGAUCCGGAUAUUUCUCAUUGUCACCUUCCUGGCUAUCAACACCUUCGGUGGAGUAUCUAACGUGAUUGCAACGAUGCAUAAGGAAUUCCUUCUCUCUGACAGCUAUCAGUGCUCGACUGACUCUGCAAAAGAUAUCCCACCUCUGGUUUCCAUUACUUGGAUACUCAUCGUUGUGUGGGAGGUCCUCACACUGUGUCUCGCAUUCUGGAUUGCAGUAAAACACUUUCGUGAAUUGCGACAGCAUUCGGCAGGAGGAAUGAUCAGGGACUGUUUUAUGACGUUGAUGAAAACUCACGUGGUUUACUCUGCGAGCGUUCUUGCUGUUUCUUGCUUCCAGCUCAUUGUUAAUUUCUCUCCAACACCCAUAACGGACUUAAGUUCUCUAGAAGUUCAGACUUUUUUUGGCUUGGUUCACAUUUUGGAGGUCGUGGAGAUGUCUGUGCUGGGACCACGCCUGAUCCUUGGCGUUCGUACAUACCACGCUAACCUCGUGACCAACUCUGACGCAGCAACCGGCAUGACCUCAAUCGCUUUCCAGGAGCGUGUGCAUAUAUCAACUGGCAGUGGUGUAUAA